AUGAAGAGUGUGAGGAACAUGAUCAUCACAAAGCAUCCUUGCCUGACUGAGAGAGGCUCAGUCACUGGAUAUGCUGGGUGGAAAGCAAGUUUGAAGAAUAAAUUGGCAAUCUACCGCACUCACCUGAGGAAACUGGGGUGUCCUGAAGUGACGGUAAACUCUCUCAAGCACAAACCAGAGGGUAAAUCAAGUGCUGCUUUUGCCAUCAAGAAACCAAGGCGGUCUGAAGUGAACUAUUGUCCUCCCUAUCCUACUGGAGAAUCUGAUGAGAGCCUUGAGAGUCUGAGGCUGGAACUUCUUUCAGAUGUCAAGAAGAAGAACAACAGGGAGGUAGUGAGGGUGAAAAUGGAAAAGACUUUUGCGUAUAGGAGGUAUGAGGUGGUUCGCAACACACCCAUGGUGGAAGACUUCAAGACACGGUGGCCAGCACUCUUCGAUGUACCUGAGAUAAAUGCUGAAUUCAAGCGUAUCACCACUGUGCCCAUGCAGUCCAGAUUUCUGUCCCAGCUGGAUGUCCACGCCGACAAACUUUUUGAGUUGUUCAAAAAGAGAGGAGGACAGAUAGGCAAAAGAUUACAGAGCAUUAUGGUACCAAUGGCUCAGGAUGACGACAUUGACCUGAGAAGAGAAUGUACUAUCAAGGGACUCUGCGUGUACCUCAACGAGGACCCAGAAAAUCUUGUGAAGGAACAUAUGGCCGCCGACGAAGCCCGCAUCCAGGAGGCCAUUGAGGAGACCACUGUGGGAAUCUAUGUGAUCAAACAAAAUGCCAGUGAUAAACCAGAAGACAUCGGGAUCGUCCUUGAGGGCCAGACUGUGUUGCAGGAUUUGGACAAUCUGGCUUUUGCAGCUGCCAUGUUGUUUGGACUGCUGUAUGCUUUGAACCUAAACUAUCCUGCUGAACUGAAGUACACCUUUGAAGUCCUCCAGAAGAUUGUCAUGAAGCUGGAAGGUAAUACACUCUCCAAGAAAGCCCAGUUCUCAAAAACAGACUCUGUCAGUGAACUGUUUGAACAAUUUGUUCAUGGGUAGGGGAACACUAUGCAGUUGUCCAUGUUAGCCAUUGCUUCCAUUGUAGCGAUCAGGGAUUCAGUAUGUUACUCUUACAGAUGCCUU
This is a messenger RNA of Myripristis murdjan (pinecone soldierfish), 1116 nucleotides long. RefSeq lists its product as uncharacterized. The coding region runs from base 1 to 1032 and encodes 343 amino acids. The record is from RefSeq and is a predicted model, not a curated record. The transcript is spliced from 4 exons. Lineage: Eukaryota; Metazoa; Chordata; Actinopteri; Holocentriformes; Holocentridae.